GGGUCAGGGACGGACUGACGGGGAACGUUCACCAGGAGGAGGGAAAGAGAAAACACAUAUAAAAUACUCAUAUAAAAUCUAUUAGAUUGUCAAAAUAACACAACAUCUGGACAGAUGAUGACUUAAAACGGGGGGGAUACAAAUCACCAACAAUGGCCAAUACAGGUGUGUGCUGUGCCAGCCUGGAGAAGCCCAAGGCCCUGAUGAAGAUGGGCCUGAGUAUGGUGCUUGUAGGACACGUCAACUUCCUGCUGGGGGCGCUAGUCCACGGGGCUGUGCUGCGACACAUCAACCUGAACACACGAGCCCACACCAUGGCGUACUCCAUAUCUAACGUAGUGGCACUCACAACAGGACUAGUGGGUGUUGUUGUAGGAAUCCUGGCCAUCAUCCUGUCUAAUAACAAGAAGAGCAGAGUGCUGACAUGGUCGUUGUUCGUGGUCAGCCUGUUUGGUAGUCUCCUGGCCACGGCGUCUGCGAUUGGCCUCACCGUUUCUGUGGUGAGGGCCACAGUUAACGGUGGGCCGAGCCUCCUGACUCACUGCCGGUUCCCCAACGCUAUUGGCUACGCCAGCAUCACUAACGAGUGCCCUUUCGACCCCACACACGUUUAUAGCAUGACACUGAUCCUGUGGGUUCCUCUGAUCGUGACCUGUAUUGUCCAGCUGGUUUUCUCAGCGCGGUGUUUCUCUGUGUGUGUAUCUUUCCUGGGUCUACCCUGCCUCCCUCACAAGAUCAGGCUCAGGGACCACGGUAGAAUGAUGAACACAGUAGUACCCGCAGAGCCGCCCUCUCUCACUAGCUCAGUACCUCCCCUUCAUCUACACCUUCAUCACUCGGACCCGUCUCAUCUCAAGUCCCAGCGGCAGCCUCUUCCUCCUCCUCCUCUUCAUCACUCGGACCCGUCUCAUCUCAAGUCCCAGCGGCAGCCUCUUCCUCCUCCUCCUCUUCAUCACUCGGACCCAUCUCAUCUCAAGUCCCAGCGGCAGCCUCUUCCUCCUCCUCCUCCUCUUCUUCAGUCGGUCCCGUCUCAUCUCAAGUCCCAGCGGCAGCCUCUUCCUCCUCCUCCUCCUCGUCUUCAUCACUCGGACCUGUCUCAUCUCAAAUCCCAGCGGCAGCCUCUUCCUCCUCCUCCUCCUCCUCUUCUUCAGUCGGUCCCGUCUCAUCUCAUGUCCCAGCGGCAGUCUCUUCCUCCUCCUCCUCCUCGUCUUCAUCACUCGAACCCGUCUCAUCUCAAGUCCCAGCGGCAGCCUCUUCCUCCUCCUCCUCCUCCUCUUCAUCACUCGGACCCGUCUCAUCUCAAGUCCCAGCGGCAGCUUCUUCCUCUUCCUCCUGCUCUUCUUCAGUCGGUCCCGUCUCAUCUCAAGUCCCAGCGGCAGCCUCUUCCUCCUCCUCUUCAUCACUUGGACCCGUCUCAUCUCAAGUCCCAGCGGCAGCCUCUUCGUCCUCAGCAUCAGAAUCAGAGAGGAAGGUCAGACAGGUGGUCUGACGGGGGGCAGCUGGUACCCCCAGAGGAACAUGAGCUGCUGGAACAAGGUUCCCAGCAGAGAUCCAGCUUCUGGAUAUAAUGAUGAUGACGAUGGACACCCAGAUACGGCUCCAUACCCCGUCUCUAUAAUCCCUAACCCAGAUACGGCUCCAUACCCUGUCUAUAUAAUCCCUAACCCAGAUACCGCUCCAUACCCCGUCUAUAUAAUCCCUAACCCAGAUACCGCUCCAUACCACGUCUAUAUAAUCCCUAACCCAGAUACGGCUCCAUACCCCGUCUAUAUAAUCCCUAACCCAGAUACGGCUCCAUACCCUGUCUAUAUAAUCCCUAACCCAGAUAAGUAUCCAUACCCCGUCUAUAUAAUCCCUAACCCAGAUACGGCUCCAUACCCCAUCUAUAUAAUCCCUAACCCAGAUACGGCUCCAUACCCGGUCUAUAUAAUCCCUAACCCAGAUACAGCUCCAUACCCCGUCUAUAUAAUCCCUAACCCAGAUACGGCUCCAUACCCCGUCUAUAUAAUCCCUAACCCAGAUACGGCUCCAUACCCCGUCUAUAUAAUCCCUAACCCAGAUACGGCUCCAUACCCCGUCUAUAUAAUCCCUAACCCAGAUACGGCUCCAUACCCCAUCUAUAUAAUCCCUAACCCAGAUACGGCUCCAUACCCCGUCUAUAUAAUCCCUAACCCAGAUACAGCUCCAUACCCCAUCUAUAUAAUCCCUAACCCAGAUACGGCUCCAUACCCCGUCUAUAUAAUCCCUAACCCAGAUACCGCUCCAUACCCCGUCUAUAUAAUCCCUAACCCAGAUACCAGAAUUUUGACUUCGAUACCAGGUUGAGUAUCACAAUACUCGAUUGAAAAAACGAUACCACAACAAAACAAAGAAGGCAUAUUAGUCAAAGUUACAGAAUGACACUUGAGCGAGACAAAUAAACUCAGCAACUGCUCUGUUCA
Salvelinus namaycush (lake trout) is the source of this 2441-nucleotide messenger RNA. Its product is annotated as extensin-3-like. Lineage: Eukaryota; Metazoa; Chordata; Actinopteri; Salmoniformes; Salmonidae. Bases 153 to 1568 code for a protein of 471 amino acids. The transcript is spliced from 6 exons. The record is from RefSeq and is a predicted model, not a curated record.